Labeo rohita (rohu) is the source of this 1906-nucleotide messenger RNA. RefSeq names its product vestigial-like family member 2b (gene vgll2b). Gene Ontology annotation, cellular component: nucleus. The record is from RefSeq and is a predicted model, not a curated record. The transcript has 4 exons. NCBI's taxonomy places the organism in Eukaryota, Metazoa, Chordata, Actinopteri, Cypriniformes, Cyprinidae. Gene Ontology annotation, biological process: regulation of transcription by RNA polymerase II. Bases 195 to 1073 code for a protein of 292 amino acids.
ACCAAACCACAAUCCCGCAAGCGCAGCUGUCAGGUGCGCGUCACCCUGGACCACCGAUCACUCACCGCGCGAUCUGCUUACCGACAACCGAGAUGUUGCACUGUCCUACCUGACUUGUCUCAGCCGUUUCUCUGCUUCUGCACAGAGCGCGACAGUUCCGCUGCCUGCGAGCCGUGAGGAGCGAGUGGGUUAUCAUGAGUUGUCUGGAUGUUAUGUACCCGGCUUAUGGUCAUUACGCACCGUACGCACACAAAGCUUCAGCGUUCAUCAGCACUUUACCGGCACCCCUUGGUCUGAGAAGCCCCUCGUCUCGCUGUAGGGAACCGAUGGACAGCGUGGGGGCCCCGUGCUGCUCGGAGGGCGUCCCGGUUUCUGCCGGAAGCUCCAGCUCGGGGGGUCCGUCCCCAUCACAGUACCCUUCAGCCGGACAGGUAGAGGAGGCUGCGAAGGACAAAGAGGUCGGGGAGGCUGAAUACCUGAGCUCACGAUGCGUCCUCUUCACCUACUACCAAGGGGACAUUAGCAGCGUGGUGGACGAACACUUCUCUAGAGCUCUCAGCACCUACAUGGAGGCCGAGGGCAAAAAGAGGCACAGUGAUCCCAGCACAGAUGCUUCAUCCUCAAGCAGUCGGCGAAGUUUUCCCCCAUCAUUCUGGGACAGUAACUACCCCUCUCCUCCCAGUCGACCUCACUGUGAUCCCACAGGUGCUCCUACCUACGCUAUGGACCCCUACGCACAGGCCCUGCACCCGGGUCUGCCUCACUCACACGCUCACCCGCACCCAUCAGAAUCCUGGAGCUACUCUCAGAGCCAGCCUUAUCCUCCCCCACGCCCCCUUCACGAACUGUACUCCCCUCCUGGGCUGGAUGCCCACUACGGACCCCUACUGAUGCCUGCCGUCCGGCCGCCACAUCUCCCGACGUUGCCCGGGCAUUAUGAUGUGGGAAAACUGGAACCCACCGCAACAUGGCCAGGGCUGCUUCCGCCUGGGGAAGUGGCACAGAGCCUGGCUCUCAACAUGGAACCAGGUCUCCAGCACCACAAGAAAGGGAAGGAGCUCUACUGGUUUUAAUGAGAAGCCCUUCAUCGACCAUCCAAUUAAAGCCUGCAGUUUGGCCCAUUGUAGCUGAACUGUUGUUUCUUUAGCCCCCACGCACAGCGGCUCUCUUCACCAGCUCUGCACACGCUCUGAACACGCUCCAGGACUAUUUGUGUGCACCAUGGAGAUAUGAACAUAGGGUGAUGAGAGAACGCCUAAGGGAGGCAGGGGUGCUAGAUGACAUGGUCUUUCUGUUUUUUGAUCUGUUUUUCUCUUUUUGAUCUUUUAUAAAUUAAUUUAUUGUGGUGUAAAAAUCCAACUUGCCCUCUACGGCUCUCUGUUUGGACGGUGAGAUGUAAGAACAUUGCAUGGUGCGGUAUAUAGAUGAAAUGAUACAUUUUCUAAAGAUCUGGCUGUUUAUAUUGAUUGAAUAAGGAUGGCAGCAAUGUGUUUGUAUUGUUUCUUUGGAUUAUUUUAUCUUCUCAUGUACAGUAUUUUUAUUUAUAUAAAUAUAUAUAUACAGUAGUUUUUAUGUGUUUCAAUAAAUACACUUACGGCCAGUGCUGUUUUUUCUUUUUAUGGAAAACGUGCCAUGGUGUGAAACAGCUACAAUAAAUCAGAGACUCAAAGAAUUAAUAAACCAUACAUUAUCAUUAAAGAGUGAAAUAAAAUGAUGUGAUUUUCCAAGCUAAUGAACCACUGUAUAGAAAUGACAAGGCUCCAUAAAUGUUGCUAUAAGGGGAAAGUCAUUUUUGGUGUAUUUUUUAUGUGUGAGUCUGUUGAAUUAAAAAGGAACAGACCUGUUAUGUUAAGACUACAAAUGUAAGAAAUUGUUUGUAUUUCCAUAUUAAACUUGUAUUUAAAUA